AUGUUAAUUAGAUAGCUCUAUUCAAUAAACACUUUCUAAGGGAAUAUUAAAUUAAUAGUUCUUAGUGUGCUUUUGAUGGCUAUUCUAUUUCUAUGUUUAAUAUUUGUAAAAAUGUAAAUAAUACAAUAAAAUUACAAUGUUCUUUAAACUAACAUCAAUUAUGUGACUUUUCCAGAAACCUUAAAUUUUUACUUUAUUAAAACUGCUUAUAUUUCAUGGAUGUAAUUGACUUAGGAAUUGGAACUUGUAAAAUACAGCGAAUUUAUUUAGAAAUAAUAUGAACAAGAACUUUAAUCUAUGAAAGAGAUAAUUGAUAUUAAAUUAAAUGAGCUCUAUUAAGGAAUUAUUUAAUAUGAGGAUCAAAUAAUAACUAAUGAUUUAUAACUCAUAAAUAUCAAUGAGUAUGAAGCUUAAUCUUAAUAAUUAGAUCUCACAUAGCUGAUUUAAUUAAUUCAAAUUCAUGCAUUUAAUUUCAUAGACAAAUUUAACAAUAUUACCAGUUAUAAAGAUGUAUUAUUUUUUCGACUCAAUUUGCCAUAUAUAUAUCAAUUCGCUUUUAAAUAUAUCACUUUGUUAAAUGAAAAUCUUAUAUAUUAUUAGGAUAAAAUAAUUAACGAUGUUUUAUAAAUAACCAUGAUAAUCUUGGGCAUAGUAACUGGCAUAAUUCUAUAUGUUACAUUUUAGAUUUAAAACGUUACCAUGUAUGAGAAAUAAAUAUUAAUGCUGAUAUCCAGGGUCUCAUACAAAGCUGCAGAAGAGACUAUCGAUAAAUUGUUAGAUAUAAAGAGUGUUCUUUCAGAACCAACUUAAUUGGUGUGGAAGAAAAUAAAUUUCUUUGAUCUUAAUUAUGAAGGCAAAGAAAAUAAUAAUGAUUAAAAUAAAAUGAUUGUUGCCAAGAGCUUAAAGACAACUUCAGCUUCGAGAUCGAAUUAUCAAAAUACAAAAACUAAAUCAAAGUCUAAACGAAAUUAUUAGAGCAAUUCUCUUGCUUAAAGGAUAUAUGAUUUAAGUUUGGUUAAUAGAAUGAACUACUUUUACUUGAUAGUGGCAUGGUUGAUAUUUUGUCUUUUUAUUGUUGGCUCCAUUCUUGUAACAGUAAAUUAAGUUUCUGAUAUUAAACCAACACUCAAUUUAAAUUUAUAAUUGAUUAGAUUCAAAUUUAGAUUUGAUUCAUUAAUUGUUUACAGUGAAGUCAUUAAAUCUUAAAAGAUUAUAGAAUAAUAUCUGCAAAAUCAAUAUAAAAAUUUAGAUAUGUAAGUAGAUGUCAUACUUGAUCUAUUCAAUUAAUUAUAUAAUGGAUUUCAAGAUAGUAUGAAAUAAAUAUAUGAUUCUCUUAUUGGAAAUUCAGGAUUGAUGGAAACAUAAAAAAUGGAAUUACUCAUGUAUUUUGAACAAAGUUUAUGUAAUUUCAUGAGUUCAGAAAUUCCUUUUUGCAAUAUCCAAAUUUAAAGUGAUGUUAAUUUUACUGUCCCUAAGAGUUUCAUAGAUCAAUACGGUUAACCUGUGGCAGAAGAUAAUAACUAUGAAUAUGUUUCUGGAGGAAUAAUUAAUAUGGUUUAAGAAUUCAGCAAAACUCUACAGAUGUACUAUUACACCGAAUUAGUCAAUAAAAAUUUAAGCACCGAUAGUGCUCAUGAAAUAAGUCAAUAUCUGAAAUCUAAAGUACAUACUACCUAAUAGGUGGAGUAUUUUCUGGAUACUGGAAAAUUAUUAAGCACCGUUGGAUAUAAUUUAUUUGAAUAGAAUUAAUCGAAGUUAAAUUAGGCAACCACUCUUACUUAAAUAUAUGUCUAUCUGACUGGAUUAAGUGUAUUUCUAAUUUUUAUUUUGAUGUCUUAUAAAUGGAUAAAAUAAAUAACAGCAAGACUUUAAUUAAUGAGAUUGAGUUUAACUCUUAUUCCCUAUGAUAUUUUAUUAGAACCAAAGACUAUAAGUUCACUCAAAUAAUUGUGA
Molecule: messenger RNA, 1953 nt
Organism: Paramecium tetraurelia
Lineage: Eukaryota; Ciliophora; Oligohymenophorea; Peniculida; Parameciidae
Exons: 2
Source: RefSeq, a predicted model, not a curated record